AUGUCUGUCCCCGAUAAGUUCCAGGGCUUCCAGUCCCCCAGCGCCGAGAACUGGACCGACUUCCAGAAGAACUCGUUUGAGCCCCGUCCCUUUGGCGAGUACGAUGUAGACAUCAAGGUCGAGUGCUGCGGUGUCUGCGCCAGUGAUCGUCAUACCAUCAGCGGAGACUGGGGUGAAUGCCCCUACCCUCUUGCUGUCGGCCACGAGGUCGUUGGCAAGGUUCUUCGUGUUGGUGACAAGGUCUCGCUCGCAAAGGUUGGCGACCGUGUCGGUGCUGGUGCCCAGGUCUGGUCGUGUCUGGACUGCCGUCAGUGCAAGAACGACAAUGAGACCUACUGCAAGGAUCAGAUUGACGCCUAUGGCGCUGAUUACCUCGAUACUGGCUUCAAGACACAGGGUGGUUAUUCUUCCCACACUCGCGUGAAUGAGUACUGGGUCUACCCCAUCCCCGAGGCCCUGUCCAGCGCCCAGGCCGCUCCUAUGCUCUGCGCCGGUAUCACCGUAUACAGCCCACUGAAGCGUCUCGGCGCCGGACCUGGCAAGAAGGUCGGCAUUGUUGGUAUCGGUGGUCUCGGCCACUACGGCGUGAUCUUCGCCAAGGCCAUGGGCGCUGAAGUCUGGGCCAUCUCCCGAUCACGCGCCAAGGAGGAGGACGCUCGCAAGAUGGGCGCCGACGGCUUCCUUGCCACGGGCGAAAAGAACUGGACCGAGGGUCACAAGAUGACCUUCGACAUCAUCAUCAACACAGCCAACUCCUUCGAAGGCUUCGCCCUCAGCGAGUAUCUCAGCCUGCUCGACAUCCACGGCCACUGGAACUCAGUCGGUCUGCCUGGUGGUGACGGUAUCGAGAUCCGCAACCAGGACUUUAUCAGCAACGGCUGCUACAUCGGCUCAUCGCAUCUGGGAAGCCGUCGCGAGAUGCUCGAGAUGCUUGAUCUCGCUGCCGACAAGGGUCUCAAGUCGUGGAUUGAGGAGAUUCCUAUCUCCAAGGAGGGUCUGCAGAAGGCCAUGGAGGCUCUGAAGACCAGCUCUGUUCGCUACCGAUCUUGCAUGGUCGGUUACGACGAGGCUUUUGGUUCUUGA
This is a messenger RNA of Fusarium sp. VM40, 1083 nucleotides long. The record is from the annotation of a GenBank genome assembly. NCBI's taxonomy places the organism in Eukaryota, Fungi, Ascomycota, Sordariomycetes, Hypocreales, Nectriaceae.